ACUUUUCUUCCCUCCUUCACCUUGCCCAGUGUCCAGCCCACUCAGGACCACAGUCAAUACUCAUUCCGCUCUCAUUUUCCUGUCGGCAUGAGCGCAUCGCAUCAUAAGCUUUGACUUUCUUGACGUUACGACGAUCCCGGGAAGUAAUUCCUGCGCCAUGACGGCAAAUGAGGAAUCAUGGGACCUCGACACCGAUGAGAUCCGCUCAGUCGACUCGGAAGAGCUUUACGAGACCAGGCCCAACCGGUGGAGAGGCCAAAAGUCGACAUGGCAGACCUAUACGCAGGAGGAGCGGCUACUGCACCGGUCCAUGGAACAGCUUCGGAACCGAGACUUGUCGGUGCAUCUCUACAACGCGUUUGCGCUGAAGCACCGUCCCGUGCGACCGUCGGCAACGGCAGAGCCCGCCGAUGCAGAGGACGUCGAGAAACCGCUGCAGGAAGUCGUCGACAGCGGCGAGUGGCGCCCGCCGAAUCUGUGGACGGCGUGGCCCAUGAACCACAGGAAUGUGCCGGGCGACGAUUUCCUGAAGGAGACCCACGACGAGGACGACGUCUUCACCUUCUGCUCCAAGAAGGAGCUACUGCCCAGCACGGCUCUGGAAGAGGAGCUCACGGCCACGAUCCUGCGCCAGGCGAAGGAGCGUUUCCGCCGCCGCCAACGGAAAUACUACGAGAGGAAUGCCACCAGAGCCCGCGACGAGUCCGCCUACGAAACAACGGGGGCGUCUUCGGCGGCGGCUCACUCGGCCAUUUCAUCAGACGACAACGAUGAUGAUGUUCCAUCGAACGAAGAAGAUGCCAAAGAAAAGCCCGACGAAAGGGCCGGAAAGGCCGAAAAGCCCAAGCGCUCCAAGACCUACGAGGCAGUAGUGUCCGCCAACGACGACCUCUCGGCAAACCUCCUCCGUCCAUCUGUUCGUCACAUUCUCUCCACGCUCGACAACACCCUCACCGCACUCCACAAUUCCCGCGUUGCCGGCCUCAGCUACAUGACCGACUCCUCCGCCUCGGCCACCGACGGCGAGGCGUCCGAAACCUCGGAUGCAGACAGUGUCUCGUCCGCCGUGUCGCGCGCCUCAUCGGCCACGAGACGCAAGAGGAAAGGCGCCCCGCGCAGCAAGGCCCCGCGGACGCCCGAGCCGGAGAGGAAGACCACAGAGAGGCGGGGCCGGCCAAGGAAGGCGCAGCUCCCGCUGCCGGGGGAGACGGAGAAGGAGAUGAAGAUCCGGAUCGCGAGGGAGCAGAAGAAGCGCAUCCCGUUCUCGUCGGACGAGGAGGAUAGCGCCGAUCAAGUCGAGGAGGAGGUGAAGAGGAAGAAGGGGGGCAAGGAGGCGGCGGAGAUGUCGGAGACGUCGAGGUCGCCACGCAAAAAGGAGGACCUGCCGCCCGAGGCCCGCCUCGAAAUCAGGACCAAGACCCGAGAGGCGAUCCUUGGGGGUUGGGGGCUAAGAGACUGGAGCGACGUCAUUGGCGCGGCGUCCCUUGCGGGUUUCAAGCCCGAAGUCGUCGCCCGGGCGGCGCAGCGGUGCGCAGACCUAUUCGGCGAGGGGAUGGAGAUGCACACGCUCUUCGAGGGCCCGGCAUCUAAGGGACCGAAGCCUCAGAGGACGCGGUACCUCCCCAGCGACCGCCACAACCGCCGCGCCUCCUCGUCUAUCUCUGGCUCGGAUUCCGAGGUCGAUCGGCCGGUGGUACGACGACGCGUCCGUUCAAGACAGGGCAGCCUCGCGCGGGACAGCGUGCCGCCGAGCGACUCCGACGUUACCGGCGCCGCUCGCGGACGGAGCUCUCGCGCGCCGAGCCGGGCCCGCAGCGCGUCCCGCAGCUCCUCGGUCGGGCUCUUCUUCUGUCCCGUGGCCGGGUGUCCGCGUUCGGCGGAAGGGUUCGCGAGGAGGGCGAACCUGUUGCGGCACGUGGCGAGUAUCCAUCCUGGGCAGGCCGUAGAGGCGGGCGACGUGGAGAGCGAGGACGAGAUGGACGGCGCGGUGCACGUCGACGGGUUUCUGAAGCCCAUUCGGGCCAGGAAGGGCUGGAGGGCCGAGGAUACGGGGACGAGGAAGCGCAAGAGACAUUAUCGCGGGCGGAGGGUGGAGGAGAGCGGUGCGAGUGAGGGGAGCGGUGUCGGGGAGGAGUCAGUGUGGGAUUCCACAUGAUGGAAGCUUCUUGGCAGGUGGUUCUCU
Colletotrichum destructivum is the source of this 2182-nucleotide messenger RNA. RefSeq names its product Putative Rrn9 domain-containing protein. The record is from RefSeq and is a predicted model, not a curated record. Bases 158 to 2155 code for a protein of 665 amino acids. The transcript has 2 exons. Lineage: Eukaryota; Fungi; Ascomycota; Sordariomycetes; Glomerellales; Glomerellaceae.